Messenger RNA from Nezara viridula (southern green stink bug), 3852 nucleotides. The record is from the annotation of a GenBank genome assembly. Lineage: Eukaryota; Metazoa; Arthropoda; Insecta; Hemiptera; Pentatomidae.
CAGCUCCGGUCAUAUCGCUCCAUCACUAUUCACCAAUAGUAACUAGUAAGAUUUGUUUAUAUCCAGCCUUCAUUAAUUAAAACAGCCAUAAACUGUAAAAAAAAAAAGAAGUAGAUUAUUGAUGAGCUGAGACUCUCGUUGGAAAACGACAAAGAGUAUCGAAAAACAAAAAGAAUAAAUGACUCGACUAGUGGCGAACUGAAGAAGUAAAUAAAAACGCUUGUUAUCUGUUCGAUCGAAUACUUCAUUCGUUUGAAAUCAAUAACUGUUGUUUUUUCUCCUAAAAUUGUGGUAUUUCUGAAUAAAAGAAAUGUCUGAUGAAUCUUCUUCUUCAUUUGAUACUACCGAUAUAAAAGAAGAGGCAGAACAGGAAGUUAAUCAUGAAGAAGAAUCAGAACAAGAAAUUUAUCAUGAUGGACUUGUUCACGUGAAAGUAGAAACUGAGAUGCUUGUUCAAGAUGAAGAUGAAGCUGAUACUACUGAUAUAAAAGAAGAGGAGGAACAGCAGACUUGUUACGAUGGGGUUGUUCACGUGAAACAAGAAAGUGAAAUGCUUGUCAAAGAUGAAGCAGUUCCCAAAAUUGAUAUCACUGAGGAGGAGGGACAACAGUAUUAUUAUGUUCCCAAAAUUGAUAUCCAAGAAGGAGAGAAAAAGCAGAUUCGUGAUGGUGCCAAUAACAGUGGCCAUAAAGAUGAGGAAUCCCAUUACUGUUCUCAGUUUGACCUCAAAUCUGUUAUACCUUAUGAUGUGAAGAAACAUAUAAUGGUCCAUCACACUGGUAAGAAGCCUCUCCACUAUCCUCAGUUUGACUUUAAAUCUGUUACACCUUAUGAUUUGGAAAGACAUAUAAUGGCCUGCCACAAGGCUAAGAAGCCUCAUCACUGUCCUAAAUGUGACUCUAAAUUUGUUACACAUCCUCUGCUAAAAGCUCAUAUAAUGGCCCAUCACACAGGCGAGAAGCCUUAUGACUGUCCUCAGUGUGACUUUAAAUCUGCUACAUCUCUGCAGUUGAAAAGACAUGUAAUGGCCCAUCACACAGAUGAAAAACCUUAUCACUGUUCUCACUGCGAUUAUAAAUCUGUCAGAUCUCAUAGUUUGAAAAGGCACAUAAUGGCUCGUCACACCGGUGAGAAACCAUAUGACUGUCCUUAUUGCGAUUAUAAGUCUGUUACAUCUCGGCAGUUGAAAAGACAUGUAAUGGCCCAUCACACAGGCGAGAAGCCUCAUCAAUGUCCUCAUUGUGACUUUAAAUCUGUUACACCUCAGCAAUUAAAAAUACAUGUUAUGGCCCGUCACACAGGUGAAAAGCCUUAUCACUGUUCUCACUGUGAUUAUAAAUCUGUUGUAUCUCAAAGUUUAAAAACACAUAUAAUGGUCCAUCACAUAAAUAAGAAGCCUCGUCAGUGUCCUCAAUGUGACUUUAAAAGUGCAACGCCUCGUAAUUUGAAAACGCAUAUAAUGGCCCGUCAUACAGGUGAGAAGCCUUAUCACUGUCCGCUGUGUGAUUUUAAGUUUGUUACAUCUCAGCAGUUAAAAAGACAUAUAAUGGCCUGUCACACAAGUGAGAAACCGUAUCAUUGUUUUCAUUGUGAUUAUAAAUCUGUUACAUUGCAGCAAUUGAAAGUACAUAUAAUGGUCCAUCACACAGGUGAGAAGCCUUGUCACUGUCCUCAGUGUGACUUUAAAUCUGUUACAUCUCAGCAGUUAAAAAGACAUGUAAUGGCCCGUCACACUGGUGAGAAGCCUUAUCACUGUUCUUACUGUGAUUAUAAAUGUAUUACUUCUGAUAGUUUGAAAAUACAUAUGAUGGCCCGUCACACUGGUGAAAAGCCUUAUCACUGUCCUCAAUGUGAUUAUAAAUCUGUUGUAUCUCAAAGUUUGAAAAGACAUAUAAUGGUCCAUCACAAACAUAAGAAGCCUCGUCAAUGUCCUCAAUGUGACUUUAAAUGUGCUACACCUAGUAAUUUGAAAACACAUAUAAUGGCCCGUCAUACAGGUGAGAAGCCGUAUGACUGUCCUCAGUGUGACUUUAAAUCUGUUACAUCUCAGCAGUUGAAAAUACAUGUAAUGGCUCGCCAUACAGGUGAAAAACCUCAUCAAUGUCCUCAUUGUAAUUAUAAAUCUGUUACAUCUCAGCAGUUGAAAAGACAUAUAAUGACUUGUAACAGAGGUAAAAAACGUUAUCAUUGUUUUCACUGUGAUUAUAAAUCUGUUACAUUUCGUUCGUUGAAAAGGCAUGUAAUGGCCUCUCAUAUAGUUGGAUGAAACCUUAAAAUGGGAGACUAAUUAAGAAUUUUUAUUUUCUUGAAAAUAUUUAUUUCUUGUUGAAGACAGAGUAGUUGAGAACAGUAUGAAAGAAGCAGUAUGUUAGAAGUCCUGAAAGGAUUUUUGGAUGAAUCUUUGCAACCAAGAAUAAAACAUCGAAGUGGACCCUUAAUGGUUUGGGGAUGUGUUUCUAGGAGUAGCAUUGGAGACCUUUAGAGAUUUUCUGGAAAAAAUUUAUAUAAAAGGAUACCAUAACAUGCAAUACCACCUGGGCUUUAUCUGUUUGGACAGAUGCUCAACCUGUCCAUUGCUAUUUCCCCACUUUUCAAAGCAAGCAAGAUGAUGGAUGAAAACUUACUAAGGAAGAAGUCAUCAUACCACCUUAAUGCAUUCAUGGAUUUUCAACAAGAAAGAACUCAAAACUUGGAUAUAGGGUCAUUGAAAAUUGAAUGAUAAAGGUAUUGUUUUUUAUUUAAUAGAAUCCGUGCAAUUGACUGAAGAAUGUAUUUGUUUAAAAUAGUUGAGAAAUUAUCGUUACUCUGUAUAUCCAACAGUACUGAUCACUGUUGAUAACGUAUUUUUAGUCGUUACAAUAUUUAUGAGUAUGAAGAAAAUCGUUAUUGGUGUCAAUACUUGCGUGCCAAUGACAGUGGCCAUAAAGAUGAGGAAUCCCAUUACUGUUCUCAGUGUGAACGUAAAUUUGCUACAUCUCGAAAUUUGAAAAGACAUAUAAUGUUUCGUCAUACAGGUGAGAAGCCUCACCAAUGUCCCCACUGUGACUUUAAAUCUGUUACACCUAAUGAUUUGAAAGGGCAUAUAAUGGCCCGUCACACAGGUGAGAAGCCUUAUCAUUGUUCUCAGUGUGAUUAUAAAUCUGUUACACAUAACGAUUUGAAGAAACAUACAAUGGCCCGUCACACUGGUGAGAAGCCUCAUCAAUGUCCCCAAUGUGACUAUAAAUGUGUUACACGUCGUCAGCUGACGGGACAUAUAAUGGCCCGUCACACAGAUGAGAAACCUCAUCAAUGUCCUGAAUGUGAAUAUAAAUGUGUUACAAGUCGUCAACUGAAAAUACAUAUAAUGGCUCGUCACACAGGUGAGAAGCCAUAUCACUGUUCUCUCUGUGAUUAUAGAUCUGUUAAACCUAAUGAUUUGAAAAGACAUAUAAUGGCCCGUCACACAGGUGAGAAGCCUUAUCAUUGUUCUCAGUGCGAUUUUAAAUUUGUUACGCCUAAUGAUUUGAGGAGACAUAUAAUGGCCCGUCACACAGGUGAGAAGCCAUAUAACUGUCCCCAUUGCGAUUAUAAAUCUGUUACAUUUCAGCAAUUGAAAAGGCAUAUAAUGGCCCAUCACAUUGUUCCAUCAUACCCUAAAACGAGUGUCUAAUUUUGACAACAUCGAAUGUACAUGAAAUUUUAAAGAUGUUUCUCAUGGCAAAAUUGAAUUCCAAUUUUGCCAUGAUGGACAGAAAAAACGUGAUUGAUUAGUUCAAUCAAUGAGCUUAUUGCUCAUUAUUGCAGGAUACUUAUUGCAUCCUCUAUAUGUAUAUAUUUUUUGUAUAAACAAUAAAACACUAUCACAGUUAA